CGGCGCGGCUUCUCUUUCAUGGAGCUUUUCUUGUCACAGUAUCUCUCUCGUCUGCAAUUUGUGUAACGUAGCGCAAACGAAAGACCUGUGCAUACAAAGGGCGAGCAGCAAACCUGGAUGCAAAGCAAGUGGAGUGAAGAUCCUUCUUGGUUCUUGGGGCUGCCUGAAAAGAUUGGAGUACGGAAGACCGCAAGCUCUGGAUCCAGGCGUUGCAUCAGCGGUAGUGCUGUCGUGUGUGUUUGUUCCUCGAGAGGGGGUCUGUGUAACACCGGUACUUGGAAAACUCUCCAGAAAGCUGCUCUUUUAGCAUUUAGAUAUAGAUAGGAUCAGCAGAGGGGGGUUUUCCGCAUCUGUCUUGCAUGCUGAACUAUUUCUGGGGUAAGGGACCGAAAGGCCCCGAAAUGGGGCAGGAAGAGAAGGGUAAAGCAGGGGACAGCGACACUUCUGUUGGGAGCGGGAGUCCUGCUGCUGAUCCGGCAGAGGAGUUAAAGUCUGCGGCAAAUGAGGCGUUUAAAGAUCACAAGUUCGCGCACGCGGUUGACUUGUACACACAAGCGCUAGAAAUAAGAAGCGACAAUGCGAUCUUAUAUGCCAACCGCGCGUUUGCACACAUAAAGCUGGAAGAGUAUGGCAGCGCAGUCGAAGAUGCGUCAAAGGCGAUCGAGAUCGACCCUUUGUACCCAAAGGGAUAUUAUCGGAGGGGAAGUGCUUAUGUAGCGCUGGGCAAGUUCAAGGACGCUCUCAAGGACUUUAGACAGGUUGCAAAGAUCAGGCCUCGAGACCCCGACGCUCAGAAGAAGCUCAAGGAAUGCGAGAAGGCGGUGCAAAAGCUCCGAUUCGAGGAGGCCAUCGCGCAGGAGGAGCAAGACCAUCCGUCUGUGGCGGAAACGAUCGAUGUCUCGAGCAUGGAAGUGGAGCCUGCCUACGAUGGGCCUCGCUUGGAGGGCGACCAGUUGACCCUCGAGUUCGUCAAGGAGAUGUUGGAAACUUUCAAAAAGCAGAAGAAGCUCCAUCGAAGGUACGCGUUCCAGAUCCUGCUUCAGAUACGGGAGAUGCUGAAAAGCACGCCGACUCUGGUGGACGUCACGAUCGCCCCGGGGGCGCACUUUACUGUCUGCGGAGACGUACACGGACAGUUCUACGACCUCCUUAACAUCUUCGAACUCGAGGGCCUCCCCAGCCUCGAGAACCCAUAUCUCUUCAACGGAGACUUCGUGGACCGGGGGUCCUUCUCCGUCGAGGUUAUCUUCACGCUCUUCGCCUUCAAGUGCCUCUACCCCACCGGCCUGUACUUGUCGCGCGGCAACCACGAGAGCCGCAGCAUGAAUAAGAUCUACGGCUUCGACGGCGAGGUGAAGGCCAAGUACAGUGACAACAUGGCGGAGCUGUUCGCCGAGGUGUUUUGCGCGCUCCCGCUCGCGCACCUGCUCAACAACAAGGUUCUGGUCGUGCAUGGGGGCCUCUUCAGCCAGGACGGGGUCAAGCUGGACGAUAUUCGCAAGAUUGAUCGCUUCAGAGAGCCUCCGGAUGAAGGCCUGAUGUGCGAGCUGCUGUGGAGUGACCCAAAGCCCGGCACCGGUCGCAGCCCGAGCAAGCGGGGGGUUGGUGUCGCGUUCGGGGAGGACGUCACCAAGGCGUUCCUGGAGGACAACCGGCUAGACCUGAUUGUGCGAUCGCACGAGGUCAAGGAGGAAGGCUACGAGAUCGAGCACGACGGGAAGCUCGUGACCGUCUUUUCCGCGCCCAACUAUUGCGACCAGAUGGGCAAUAAGGGCGCCUUCAUUCGCUUCAAGUCGGACAUGAAGCCGAAAUAUACGAAGUAUUCCGCAGUGCCCCAUCCGAACGUGCGGCCAAUGGCGUAUGCCAACAAUUUCUUGAACUUCCUGUCUUAGCGCUGGGCCCUGCGGGCUUUGCUUAAGCCCCCAAAUUUGCGUAGCUCAUACCACAGGUUUCGGAAGUCAAAAGUCCUUGGGAGGAGAUCGGGACAGCUCGCAAACCGCUUGCUUGUAAGGCUGUGCCGAGGUAGUUUGGCGCAAGUUGCUCUCUUAUUUUGGCUUGUGCGGAAGACCAUCUUCUGACGUUAGGUAUUCAUUCUUCUGGAAGUUGGGCAUGCUCACGAAGUGGAAGCUGUAAGCGUCAGAGCCUAAAGUAGUGAAAGUGAGUCGUUUUUAACGUGGACUAAUUCGAUUAAAGAUCAGAUCGCAACGCGGCCCGUUUGAACCUUCUUUUGGCUCAUGUCGAAACGGACUGACACGAACCACCACUGCCCGAGCAUUCGGUCAACGCCAACUUGACAUACUUACAUAACAUGUCCCCUUUAGAAGCUCGGGCCUAACAUGGCAAGUCACUGCAUGCCUAGGCGUUCCUGACACAUUGGCUUGUCACCGUCUGGAC
This is a messenger RNA of Klebsormidium nitens, 2394 nucleotides long. NCBI's taxonomy places the organism in Eukaryota, Viridiplantae, Streptophyta, Klebsormidiophyceae, Klebsormidiales, Klebsormidiaceae. The record is from the annotation of a GenBank genome assembly.